This is a messenger RNA of Babjeviella inositovora NRRL Y-12698, 420 nucleotides long. RefSeq lists its product as uncharacterized. NCBI's taxonomy places the organism in Eukaryota, Fungi, Ascomycota, Pichiomycetes, Serinales. The record is from RefSeq and is a predicted model, not a curated record. Gene Ontology annotation, cellular component: Slx1-Slx4 complex; nucleus. Bases 1 to 420 code for a protein of 139 amino acids. Gene Ontology annotation, biological process: DNA replication; DNA repair. The transcript is spliced from 2 exons.
AUGAGUGGUACUUCAAAGCCCAUCACCAUAGAUACCGCUCCGCCUGAUGACUUUUCCUCGAUGACCACGAAAGCGCUAAAGGAGAAGCUAAAAGAAUGGGGGUUGAAGCCCAUGCAAUCUCGCGAUAAGAUCAUCGAUGUGUUGAAUCACACGCGGAAAUUGCUAAACCAUGAGCAUCUUUCACAGAUAUCUCAGAAAGCGGUGAGAACCCAGAUAUAUAACAAAAUAUCGGGGAUGUUGCUUGCCGACACAAAAUUCUUUGAACGCGUGAUCUCGUUCGAGCCUAUUAAGAUAGACGAACUACGCGGGUACUUGCAGACCCAGGGAGUCACUGUAGCGGAGGAUAUCGUGAGGGGUUUUUGCGACCGUAACGGGAUAUGCUACACCGGCUUUGACGACAGCGCGGAGGAGAAGGAAUGA